GCAGACACGCCUUCUUCUCACACAAACCUUCCCGAUCCGAGGCGCCUCGGCGGGCUCCGGGGGUGGCGCUGCCGCCGGCCCAGCCUCCCUCCCGCAGCCCGGGCUGCGCUGCACCCAUCGGAGCCACAGGUUGGAGCCAGAGAAGGAGCCGUGCCCAUGACGGUCACCUGGUGAAGCAGAUCGCGGUGGUCGCGGCUGCUGCAGCCCCGUUUGCGGGACCGGGAAGGGCAGGAGAGGUCCUGAAACCCGACACCAGCCCUCCCCGCGCGGAAACUUCGCAGGCUGGCCCACUUAGAUCUUCACUAUGACCGAUGGGGACUAUGAUUAUCUGAUCAAACUCCUGGCCCUUGGAGAUUCAGGGGUUGGGAAGACAACAUUUCUUUACAGAUACACAGACAACAAAUUCAAUCCCAAAUUCAUCACUACAGUAGGAAUAGAUUUUCGGGAAAAACGUGUGGUUUAUAAUACACAAGGGCCGAAUGGAUCUUCAGGGAAAGCAUUUAAAGUGCAUCUUCAGCUUUGGGACACAGCAGGCCAAGAGCGGUUCCGGAGCCUCACCACUGCGUUUUUCAGAGACGCCAUGGGCUUCUUGUUAAUGUUUGACCUCACCAGUCAACAGAGCUUCUUAAAUGUCAGAAACUGGAUGAGCCAACUGCAAGCAAAUGCUUACUGUGAAAAUCCAGACAUAGUAUUAAUUGGCAACAAGGCAGACCUGCCAGACCAGAGGGAAGUCAAUGAACGACAAGCCCGGGAAUUAGCUGAAAAAUAUGGCAUACCAUAUUUUGAAACAAGUGCAGCUACUGGACAGAAUGUAGAGAAGUCUGUGGAAACCCUUCUGGACUUAAUAAUGAAACGAAUGGAACAGUGUGUGGAGAAGACACAGGUCCCUGAUGUUGUCAAUGGUGGAAAUUCUGGAAAGCUAGAUGGGGAGAAGCCAGCAGAGAAGAAAUGUGCCUGCUAGACCCUCCAUAGGAGCUUAUCAUGAAGAAACCAUCCAAAUAUUACUUCUGAAAGCAGUGACAGACCACAAAUUGUUGUUGAGUAGACCAUGCACAAUAGAAUGCUUUUCUUUUCCAUUCAGAAAAUCUAUUUUAAGAAACCAGGAUAGUUAAAAGUGUUCAAAAGAACUGACCAGCUAUUCUUGAAUCCCUUCCAAACAAAAUCUAAGAUUUCCUAAGGUGACCUGACCAUCCUGGAGGCUCAAUUUUUUAUAUAAAAUAUAUAGUCUAUAAGAGCAUAUAUAAGGAAUAAACAUCCCUGAGUUUUAAAAGAGAGAGGAAACAUUACUUUGUCACAUUGAAGAAAGGAAUAGGCUACUAGUAAGAGAAUACAGAUUUUUUAAAAUUUGAAUUUAUUUAUAUAAAAUAUGAUUCAUGCUUCUACAUUUCCACUGGGGAAAACAUAUUAUCUAAAAUUGGCUAUGCUAUGAAGAAUUCUAUGUGAUUCAUUGAGAACGAUCUCACUGUAUGUACCCACGAAGCUGAACCUGAAUAACCAUUACUGAUAAGGUUAUGAGUGGGUGAAUGUCAGAACUUUGCUGAAAGAAGGAGAUUGUAUAGUAAUAUGAUUUUUAUAGUCCUAAUAAAUGGCAAGUAGACAAGAACAGGACUGUGAGUGACACAGUACACGAGAAAUAUCCUGAAGGAAAAAAUAAAAGUAUAGGAAUGUGGCAUUUGUACAGCUAAAAUUAAAUGGAUCUUUUACAGAUGUUUUGAAGAACUUAGUCAAAUUUCAUUCAAGCCCAUUAGAUGCUGACAUGGUCAGUUGGGCUUAAAAGGAGAUCUAAAGGUUUCCAUUUCCAGCAGAAUUUUAUUUUUCAUAGCAAAUGUGAUAAAUAGUCACAAAGACAAAUAAACUACUGCCAUAUAUUAAAUAUCACUUUUCAAAUGUAGGCAAGAAAACUUAUUCAACCUAAACUUUAUAGGUAAAAUAUGCUGUUGAUAUAAAAUAAAAGUGACUGUUAAUUAUGAGUUUCCUUUUAGUUUACAAAAGCCCUAGAAAAUCUCAUUCAUGUUUUUCCCUCCAACCUUCGUUUACCUCUGACUUUGAGUCAAUUGCAAAAUUGUUCAAUGUGUCACUUUUUAGAUCAACAUCCUCAGUAAUGAUGGAUCUGUUCUAGGGUCACACUGAAUUUUCAUCUCAUUAAUCCUAUAAAAAUCGAUGAUACUGCAUUCUUUCUUACAAUAUGUUUUUAUUCUGUCUAAGUAAAAAAAAAAAUCUUUAGCUGAGCUAUGUUUUAGGGUUGGGAUGAAGCUGUAUCUUAUCUCACCAAAAAUGUGAUCAGUUGCUUUAUAUAUUUUUUUACAUAAAUCUGCCUUUUCUGUCUAAAAAUUAUCACAAAGGUGUUUUCUACUGAUCAUUUCUUACAACUGUGUACACUAAUAGCACAUUAGUUUUUGAUCUUAUUUUCUGAUACACUCAAGCUAUUCUUGUUAUUUAUGUAUGAAUAAUAUAUUAGUCACUAUUAUUAGUUAAAAGACAACUACUCCAUGUUGUUUUUCUUUUUACUGUGAGUAUAUAAUUUUUUUGGCAGGAUAAUUCAUUUUCUUAUACAAUUUUUCCAACUAAACCCAGGUUUUCCAUACUCUGUAUAUUUACUUUGUUAAAUUUAUGAACAUUAAAGGCCUUAAAAUCCCAGUUUCCUCUUCAAACUGUCUUACAAUCCUCCAUCUGCUAUUGAAUGUUUCAGAAACACAAAGAGAUCCAGGAUAAUAACUACUUUUGUUUUUAGGAUGAACUACACCCAGACUUGGGCCACAAAACAAAACAAUUAGAAGCUACUCUGAGAAUGGUUCCCAGUGUAAUUUUCAGUGUUAACUAAGCCUGUGCUUUCUUUAACACUGUGCCUCCCUCUAAGUUUGACCAUGGUUUGGUAUUUUUUUCCAGUGGUGUUCUUCUCUGGAAUUCUCUUCAUAAACUCACUGCCUGCACCAUGAAGACAGAAAGCUACUAUCUAGAUAAUUAAGAUAUUUCUUCUAGCUGGAAAGUUGGGAGAAACCAUGUUACCAUUGAUAUCAUAAAAUUUGGUGAAUUUAUAUAAUCAUUAUGUGUUUCUUUUUGGGGAAUUCACAUUGUGAUAUUCCUGCAUUUCUGUAAUACAGAAUGCUUGGCUUUUAGAAAAUGCUAAAGAUAGUCUUGUUGGGUAUUUCUUUCAUUUACUAUUCAUUUUCCAGUUGUGUGAUUGAUAUAAUGUGCCAAGAUUCUGUCAUUGUCAAUUAUCUUAUGAGUAUUUUUGCAGGAUUUAUUUUAAGAUUGUUAUUUGAUAGCUGGAGCAUGAAGCAUAGGGUAAUGAUGCCCAUAAUUAUAGAAUUUUGCCAGUAAAAAUAACAAUUAUUGGGUAAUAAUUUCAAAAACAAUGAAAUUUAAAACUGACAAGAAAAUUAAAAUAUUCUGUUUUUUUAUUAAUUUUUUUUUUUGGUAGCAGGAAUCAAACUCACAACCUCACACUUGCCAGGUAGGGACAGUGCUACUGAGACAUAUCCCUGGCCUUAAAAUAUUCUAUUUUUAAGUGAAUACUUGAUCUAAAAAUAGUUUUUCUGUAAAAUUUGACAUGUAACCCCAAAAUCUAGGUAGCUAUUAUUAGAAAAUCCUUCUUUCAUUAUUUCAGGGUCAAUAAUAGCUCUAUAAAAUUCAUUUCCAGUUUCAAAUUUAUCUGGUGCCAUGAAUGUACAAAUUGCUUUAAAUAAUUGCAUGUUCCUUUUACCCACAACAGUAUAUAUUUUUAUUCAAAAUGUGUCUUGUUAUUAAUAAUUUCCAAAUGCUUCAGUAAAUCAUAUUGUAUUUUGAAGAAAAGUUUAAAAUUACACCAAACCCUUGCUGAUAUAGAACUUAUUUCUAGAGUGUUUACACUGGUUUGAUGUUUACCUCAUUCUAAUUCAGUGCCUCAAAUACUUCUGUGACCAAAUUUAUCUCCAGCCCAGCUCAUUUGCUCUAAUCUCAUUUUAGGAAGGCCCUCCUGAGACUCUAGCACAGCUAAAAGUCUUCUCUGAGAUCUUCAGCAAAAAAUGUGGAGACUUUAUUGAGAUCUAGAGAUUGUUACCACCUUCUCUUCAUUUCCUAGCUUACUUCUCAUGGAGUGGGAAUUACUUGAGACUCCUAUUUGUGAUUAGAUACAAGGAUCUUUUCAUGUAAAAGCAGAAAGCCCUCAAAAAAUGUAUCGAAUGUAUUCAAGAGAAGAUAAUAUUUGUCUUGAUCUGAUGAUGGUUACAAGUCACAGAUUAAAGAAAAUACUGAAUGUUGGGAGUUGAAUUUGUAUAUCCAUUAAGAAUUUUAAAACUCCUGUAAGUUACCACUCUAACCAAUUAUCUCUCAUUUACAUAUUAUCAGCUAUCACACUACAAACAAUUCAAGAGCAGCAUUUACUAACAUAUUUUAUCUGUUAUACUUUACCAAGCGAACAGUUCUGUGCAUCAUUGUCAUGCUUCUGCUUUACUUGUUUGCCAAUUUAUACAGCUAGCAAGAACUGGACAAGGGUAUUAAUUAAUGCUUUCUUGUUCCCUGUAGAAGAAAUAGAAGCUUGACUAUAGAUAAAGACAUGACUAUAUUUUAAAAAAAAAACAGCCACAACUUGAGUUGAUUCAAACUGUAAAUUGAGUCUGUUAUAACAAAUUUGAUGAAUCCUAUAUUACCUUCAACAUUAGAAUAAUACAAAAGUUAGAAACCAAUAUUAUGCCCUGGACACAGUAGAUACAAAAGCAUAGUCAAUAAUGUGCAGCACUUGUGCCUGUGAAAUAAGAUCAUUCGAUGUUCUAAAUCUCUGUUCAUUUUAAAACAGAUAUAUAUAUGCUUUCCUUAAUGUGUAUCACACAUAAAUUUGAAAAAAAAAGCCAUCAUCCAUAAAGAAUUUUAAAUUUAUCUUAUAAAAUUCAAAUUAUAAAAAUUUUAUUCUAAUCUCUUAUUUCCUACUAUAUGCACUAUCUUUUUUAAUGGAGGUCUGAUAGCUGAUGUUGGCCACGGUGAUAUGAGUGGCCUUUUGGCUGCUACCACCAAGCUCUACAGCAUUAUCUAGUGUUUGUAUAUUUUAGAGGAAUAUUUAUCAUUUUAAUGAUGUCAAGAUGCUAUCCAUAUUUGAAAGGUUGUCUAAGAAUUUUCCACAAGCUGUAUUUUCUUGGUCUUUGACCAAGGUGAUACCUGCGUGCUUCUUGGGAGAAUGUUGAUCUUAUAAACAUAAAAAUAGAUACAGAAUGUUACCUUAUAUGAAUGUUGUCUCAUUGCUUUAUAAAUCUCUGAGACUGCUUGUCUCAUAAUGUUGAAAUGAUAAAUUAUUGGAUGCAUUAAAGAUUUUAUGAAAUUAUUGCUUUCAAAUUCUUGGGUGAAGGUCUAUCCACAAUGACGUGGCUGAUCAAAAAUGUGAAGAGAAAUAAGAGUUAAAAGUUGGUUGAAUUAUACUUUGCAGUAUUGGGGAAUAGGAAGAAAGUUAUUGGUUGAUUUUUAGAUACAAAUGAAGGAUUAGAGUGUUUACAACUAGAUCAAUGAAAACUAUUCAUCAUUUUAAUCUAAGAACUUGAGGUUAUAUCCUUAAUUUUAAGCUAAUAAAAUAUUUAAACACCAAAUAUUUCCAUUAUUGUCAUCAAAAAUUUGGAUAUUGAAAAACAUUUAAUUUGCUGUAUGUGAAUCCAAUAUUCUUGUAAAUUGUACUUGGGCUACAUUUUUAAAGAAAUAACACCUGAAGUAUGCUUUUCUGCAGAGUUCUUUAUACCAAUAGUCCAUUGUUAAGAUUUUUUUAACUUCAUGUAUAGAGAAAAGCAUUAACAAAACAUAAGUAAACCAAAACAUUAGUACCAAAAUAGUGGGACCAUUUAAAGAUAAUGUCAUCUUUGGAGAAAUAAUAUACAAAGAUAUUUUUUGAGUGCUUUAAAUUUGGUUUCCUGGUUCCUUUCCUUUCCAAGAGGUCUUGGAAACUAUAGCUAAUAUCUCUCAGAUGAGUUAAUCUUUAAGGCAUGUUAGCAGAUUCUGUAAAAACUAACACCUCUGAACUAGCACCCUUAUAUAACCAGUGAUUACUGCCUUUAUAUGUUGGCACAUUAAAACACUGUGUGCAAUCUAUGCUUAUUUUGGGGGAUGAACUUUCCAUAAAUUCUCUGAAAAAUGGCCUAGUGUUGUAGAAAGGAAGUGACCUUUGGGGCCAUAGUAUGUCAUUCAAUAAUUUAGUGGCUUUUCCUCAUUUGAGUUUAUAAAAUUUGAGUGCUUCAAAGGGUCUACAGUAGGCUCAAAGGAUAAUAUAUUUAAAAAUGGCUUAUAAAUUAUAUUCCACUUCGAAUUGACACUCAUCACAUACUAAUAGUGAAUUACAAAGUCAUAAUCUGGACUACUGUACGAACUAGAGCAGGAACAACACACUAAUUUCAAAGGUGCACUAGAAACUAGAGAUGGGCAGUCACCGUCAAGUCAUUGUAUUUGAUUGAAAAUGUUGACUGCAUCUCAACAUUGAGAAAAUAUGAUCUCUGUUUUAAUCUGUGUGUUAUCUUGUAUUUCUUUCAAAGAAAUCAAAUCAAUUAUAGAUAGUAUACUAUAACCUAGUCAAAAUUUUCUGUACAAAUGGGGCUUUUAUUUCUACUGCCUUGUAAAAGAUUCUGAUUGUAUUUGAAAGUAAAAAAAUAAUUAUGCUUUAAUAUGUUAAAAUAAGACAAUGUUCUGUUAAAAUAACACUGAAGUGCUUUACUGUAGCCCACUAGUUUACUUUUGAGUAACAUUAUUCUCAUUUCUAACCUAGGCAUGUUUUGUCUGUCUUCUGCACAGAUCUCUGUUUUGUCUAAUGCUUUGAAUGUAAUUUAAGACUUUGAACUUGGAGUUUUUAUUUUAUAUGCCCCUGAAUAGACUGUGGUUCCUAACAAUCACAGUUUGGUCAUUAUGAUGAUGUACCAAAGUUCUAGUGGCUUCAGAGAUUAUAGCAUCCAAUGAUUAUGUGGUGUGUGAGUUUGAAUACCAUGGUUGAGAAAUGUAUUCAGUGAUUCUGCAGUCUUUUCAAAUAAAAAUGCAUUUUUAUCAAUUA
Cavia porcellus (domestic guinea pig) is the source of this 6991-nucleotide messenger RNA. It is a transcript of the gene Rab27b, whose product is annotated as RAB27B, member RAS oncogene family. The record is from RefSeq and is a predicted model, not a curated record. Bases 305 to 961 code for a protein of 218 amino acids. Lineage: Eukaryota; Metazoa; Chordata; Mammalia; Rodentia; Caviidae. Gene Ontology annotation, biological process: endocytic recycling; regulation of exocytosis; cilium assembly. The transcript has 6 exons. Gene Ontology annotation, molecular function: GTP binding; GTPase activity. Gene Ontology annotation, cellular component: endosome; trans-Golgi network transport vesicle; synaptic vesicle.